CUGUACAUACCAUUUAUUUAUUUUUCAAUUUUUGUCUCUAUUUUGCAUUGACAUACGUGUACAUAUGUGUAUAUUUGUUAUUCUCAUCUUAUUUUUAUUGUCUGUGUGUUGUCUCCGUGUACUGAACACUAAAACAAAUCCAUUUGAAUGAGCAAAAGGAACAUAAUUUGGCAUUAACGUUCUUUCUUACUCUGAUACAGUACAAUACAGAAAUACUGGCUAAUGAAUAAUGACGUCCCUUCAUGCUUAAAAAAGACAGACGCGCGUUAUUGACGUCACUUUCCAGCGCCCUAGCGCGACCGUUUGGCUUGAGAAACACAACGCGAUAAACCAUCGGUGUUGAACACUUUUGCGGCGUUUAGUUUUAUACCGUCUGGAGUCUGCAUUGUGUAAGGGUCACCAUGCCAGAGGAAGAUGAUUUGAUGCCGGUUUUGAGUUCCCAGCAGAUCCACAGCGAUGGGUUUGUUCUUCCGGAUGGAGUCUGCUGGAUCUCUGUACUGUCCUGUUUACUGCUCGCCUGCUCUUAUGUCGGAAGUUUAUACGUCUGGAAAAGUGACUUGCCGAGGGACCAUCCAUCAGUGAUAAAGAGGCGUUUCACUAGUGUGCUGAUUGUGUCAGCUUUAUCUCCACUCUUUGUAUGGGGAUGGAAAGAGUUCACAGGCAUUCAGCCUACUCCAUCCUUAUUAGCUCUCAUGGGAAUCCGAUUUGAGGGCCUCAUUCCUGCUGUCAUUCUUCCUCUCAUACUGACCAUGGUACUGUUUCUGGGUCCUCUUAUCCAGCUGGCCAUGGACUGCCCUUGGGGCUUUAUUGAUGGAAUCAAAGUUGCUGUUGAUCCUUGCUUCUGGGCGUUAUGUCUGAGUGACAUGCGCUGGCUACGGAAUCAGGUGGUGGCACCGCUAACAGAGGAGUUGGUGUUCCGUGCCUGUAUGCUACCCAUGCUGGUGCCCUGCGCUGGUCCCUCCACCGCCAUCUUCACAUGCCCACUUUUCUUUGGUGUAGCACAUUUUCACCAUGUUAUUGAGCUCCUGCGCUUCAGACAAGGGACCAUCUCAGGAAUUUUUCUUUCUGCAGUGUUCCAGUUCUCAUAUACAGCAGUAUUUGGAGCUUACACUGCGUUCAUUUUUCUCAGAACAGGUCACUUGGUAGGCCCUGUGCUGUGUCACUCAUUCUGUAACUACAUGGGGUUUCCUGCAUUGAGUGCAGCAAUGGAACAUCCACAUCGCCUUAGUGUUUUGUCCUUCUAUGUGCUGGGAGUGUUACUCUUCCUGCUGUUGCUCUUUCCUAUGACUGACCCAGUGUUCUAUGGCUGGCCCACACCCGUCUGCACUCUUGCCUCCUCACUCGGUUCCCUCUGCUCUUAAUUUGACACAUUCCACGUUGUCCAGCUCUUCUUAAGGACUCAUGCUCUUUCGUACCCAAGAGGUCACCAGAGUCACCAGGUUGUGCGUUGUAAUGAGGAUUACAAGGGUCCCAUGGAAAAGGUAUGAACUCUCCCACAAUGUAUCUGUGGGCAAUUUGCACAAAGAUUGUGUACUCACUAGAUCACCAGAAUUGCUCUUCGUGCAUGGAUCACACCAAUAAAGUCAAUAAGCCAGACUCUGGAAGAGUUUAGCGAAGACGGGUAUUUAUACAUUGCUGCAUGUUCAUCAUGUUUUUAAUAUAUGAUAAUAUAUUUUGAUUUGGGUCUAUUUGGAAAGAAUGUUUUUCUUAUUUUUUUGUUCCACUAAGAAGGGUUAUACACUGUAUGUUGCAUCACCACAAGAGGAUGCAAGACUUCUUUUUAUUAUUGAAUUCACUUUGCUCAAAUUAACACAAGCUGCUUUGUCUGGUGCUAGUACUUAAAGAACAGUGUUUAGAUCUGCCCUGAAGCCUUUAGUUUAACCCUGAACCCCUUAUAGCAGGAAUUGGCUCUUUAACAUGUGCAUUUCAAUGCAUUUCAUGGCUCACCCAAAUAUCACUUCAUAAAAGUUAAAUCUAGGGUUGUAAUUUCAAAAAUGAUUAAGUCUUAAGUCUCUUUCAUAGUUAGGAAUAGGCUUAUGGAUAGAUGUGCACGUAAUUGACCUCAUGCCGGACAGCUUAUGCCAUAUUAAUUAUAGUUCAAUGCACAAUAGAAAGCUGUUUAUAGAUUUAAAUCUACAUUAUCUGUUUUUGUUACUUUAAACAGAUAUUUGUAGAAUGUUCCAGCUUUCUGGACAAUGGCAUGUCAUCUGUAUGUGGAGAAUUUUAGUAGCAUAUGUGAAGUCAAUCGUUGCAUAUGUAACUGUGCUUUUAUGAAGUCUGGUUAACCUUUAGGGGUGUUAGGAAACAAAUGGAAGCCUCCUUGUUCGCCAUAGUAGUCAUGUUAUUCCCUUCUGAGCAAUGUCCCAUUUUGAGAACCACAACCAUGAGUUGACCUGGAAUCAGCAGUGAUCUACCUGAACCUUAUCACACCAUUGCCAGAUCUAGGCUAUCACUUUUAGCUUAGUCACUAUUGCAGAACUGAGGGCUGUGAUUCAUGAGUGGGCUUUCCUUUGGAGAUUUUAUACAAGACCAAGAGAGCUUCUCAACCUUUUGCCACUGUGAUGGUUCAUACUGCUGACCUUCACAUAUAUCUGAAUGGACCGACAUAUGGAAUUGACUCAGAGUCAGAUGUGGGCUGUAAUUCCAGCUUGUUGAUGUUACAACAGGGGGCCACAGCCUCCCUGUUAUAAUGCGGCAUCACACUGCUAGCAGGCUGUGGAAAACAUUGCUCUCAUGGGGACAGUUUCUGUUAAAAUUACCCUGCGACACCAGCAAUCAAAUGCUUGAAUAGCUAUCUCUGAGACAAGGAAGAUUGUCCAUGGUACAUGGAUCUAGCUGUUGGCCUAUAACCUACUUCUGAAAUAUCUAUUACUCCACAAAGCCUAGAUAGAAAUCUCUCACAGUAAGCAUGCAAAAAUGGCCUUUUUAACUGAAAAUGCCAUUUAAAUCCUAGGUACAUAAGCUUUAGGAUACACUAGUUUGAUGUUUGUUGGUGUCCAGUAAUAAAGCAUCCCAUUGUUGGCCCUAUUUUACUGUUGUGCUUCACAAAUCCCUUUGGUAAGGAUGCAUUAGAUAGAUGAGGAGCACAUGGAUCUCCCUGCCGAAGGUUGAUGGAAGGCAGGGGUUUUCUUUGUGGCCAUUGGAACACCUGCACUGCAAAACGCCCUGGAUAGAAGUGCACAGGUUUAGAAAUCUUGAAUUAUUAUGGCCAUAUGGAAUAUUUGUCUGGCAUACACAAUGAGGUGUUUCACACCACCCCUAGAGGAUAGAAGGAGUAAUAUGAGACCACUUUCGUGUUUUACAUAAGGAAAGAAAUUAUUGCUGUGACCCUCAACAACCUUUAAUAUUGAGUUUAUACUAGGUUUUGAAGAUCAAGCCAUCGAAAUGACAAUAAUGACAAGUUUUUCAUUAUGGUCAAACUUCUAAAUAUUGGUUUAUUAUAUUAUGCAUGAUUGAUUUCUAUAAACAGUUUUACAAUGACCACUACUCUGUAUGCUGCUACACUGCUAGCCUGUGGAUUUUUGUCAUUGUACUCAAACUGGCACACAUCAUUUCUUAUCUGCAUGAAACUGAUCUGAUGCAGAAACUUGUCACAUAUGGUUCGUAGCUCAGCAUAGAUAGAAACAGACUUGCAAUGCACAUUUGUUCAGAUCUUAUGUGUAAUGCUGAUAUUUUGCCCUCUACAUGUUAAAUCUCACUAGGAAUCAAUCUGUUUUAGAUUUUUUUUUUUUUUAAUUCACAAAAUAUUUUUAAUUGUUACUUUUGGAAAUAACUGAAUCGAUAUAUAGACUUGCUCAUACUUAUUCCAUUAAUAGAAACUCUUCAAACAGGUGCUAUCAUAUUAUUAGACUAUUAUUAUGCUGUGAAGUGUGAAGUUAUUACUGUUGUGUAUGUCAAACGAUUCAAAUGAAACUUCUAGCAAUAAUAAUAGAUGUGACCAAAUCAGGGAUUUACAUGUAAUACAUACAUAUUUAGCUUUUAUUAGCUCCUGCUGGAUCAUUUUCAAGAAAUGUGCCAUAGCGAUUUUGAUUAAAAUCGUUAAAUGCUUGGCAUAACAAGUUGUUUGAUAUAUGUAUCAUCAAUAACUGACAUGUUUACAGAGAAACAGAUUGCUUGCAAAUGCUGCUCUGCCUAAUUGCUAUUCUGAUUAUCAGGUCAAAUGCUGCUUUUUGCUGUAUAGGUCUCAGUCAGAGCUUUAUCACAUACUGCUUAUGUGAUAUUAAAGAGCAUAGAGCUAUUAUUUAUGCUCUGCUCAUGUUACUUCCUAGAGUAAAGUCCUAGAAGUUAGAUGAGGUUUUUUUUCCCCCCAUGUUUUUUUUUUUAAAUGAUUAUUCUUUUUUUUACCCUGUCAUUAAUCUAAAUUAUUAUUAUUAUUAUUUUUAAUUACAACCUAAAAUAUACAGAGACUUCUGUUAGUAGAACAGUAACACAUUUAUAGAAACUUAUGUUUUGUCUGCUCACUCCUAGUAAAAAUAGGGGGAGAUGCGACGAUUUCCUGUAGAAAUGAAUCGUUUUGUUCUGAAGUACUUUUGUCUAAGCUCAGCGUGUAUGAGGCAUGUUUUUUGUGGCAUGAUCUUAAGCUCUCUUUAAUGUUGGAAAACCGACUGUUCUUUAACCGAUGUAGCUUUUUGGGAUGGGAUGUUUCUGAACUUCUGUCAAAAGCAGUCGCAUAGUCUUAUAUUGAUUUGAAAACUUUGAAAAGUAUGUUCUUUCCUUUCAUUAAUGUCCACUGCUCAUUCACUCUCUGUUUUUUUCUCUCUUUGCUUUGGCUGUCAGCUUUUAAAAAGUGAUUUGUGAGCCAGACAUUUACUUCUGAAGAUCUGAAUCUUCACUUGAGCAGAGAUGCUUUUAAUAUACACUCAUGAACAGGAGGAGCAAUAGACAUUAGAAUUUAUUUUUUCAAAUACACACCGCUGUAUUUCAGUAGGAUAACAUUAAGCAGGGUUUGCAUUGAGGAACACUGCUGUACAAAUGUGCUGUUUUAUAACAAGACUUUUAAUUACCAAGAGUUCAUAUGUUUAUACUGAGGACUAUAGUUUUUUUAAUCAAAUGUAUUUUGGUGUCACAUGGAGGGUUAAUGUACAUGCAGGAUGUUUUUAAACUAAGGCCAUGUGCAAUGCAGUUGACACACUGAAGGACAAAUAUUUUUUGACAAUCUUUUCUGGGGGGUGUCUUUUAAAUCACUCAUCAAUAAACUGUUGUUUGAAAAUAAACUUAAAAUGGUUAAACACUC
Messenger RNA from Tachysurus fulvidraco (yellow catfish), 5233 nucleotides. RefSeq names its product Ras converting CAAX endopeptidase 1a (gene rce1a). Gene Ontology annotation, cellular component: endoplasmic reticulum membrane. Lineage: Eukaryota; Metazoa; Chordata; Actinopteri; Siluriformes; Bagridae. Gene Ontology annotation, molecular function: metalloendopeptidase activity. Gene Ontology annotation, biological process: CAAX-box protein processing. The transcript has 8 exons. The record is from RefSeq and is a predicted model, not a curated record. The coding region runs from base 402 to 1361 and encodes 319 amino acids.